UUACCUAGCCGCGUUGAACAUGGAGACCAGCGUGAGGAGGGAGGUGAUGGUGAGGGUCAUUCUGCCCGGCACUGCACGCGGCGGCACCAGGAAGGAGAGCCAGGACACCAUCACCACGAGGGCCGACGGCAGUUUCCAGGGUGAGAUUGCGCGGGAAAUGGCUGUGUUGGGCUGCAUGGCUCCUGCACCGCCAGCCCGCCCGCUCGUAUAGUGAGGCCGCAGCCGCCACCGAGGAAGGGCGUACGCCGCUCGCUGCACCGCCCCUUUGACUACCUUGUGAGACGGAGAGACAGCCAGCGAGCCAGAGCACACGCACACGAGUACAGGACGAGACCAGGAGACCGCGGGGCAUCACAGAGGAGAGACCGAGUGGAGAGAAACGAAGAGAGGAAGGAGAGAUAACAAGAGAGGAGGGUGAGAAAGAGAGAGCGAGAGUGAGAGAAUCCCGCUGACCCACACAAGACUAGGUCACUCUUCCUCCUCCUCCUCCUCGUCCACUCCUCCUCCUCUUCCUCCUCCUCCUUCGGGUUUCAGAGGAGAGUGAGGAGCCCUUGGGAGGAGGUGCAGGAUAGACUCUCCUUCCUCCUCCACUCCUUCAGUCUCUCCUUCACUCCUACCUCCUCUUCCUCCUCCUCCUCCUCGGCAAUAUGGAGGACGCAGUCGCCACCGCCGCCGCCGCUGCUCUCCUUCACUCACUGAAAACGUACACACACACCUGCUGAGAAACGUACAUGGACUUACACACCUGCUAACGGACACACGAACUCACAUACAAAUCUACGGACACUGACAUCGGCGUUUGGUUACGUUCGAAGCUUCAAAUUAACUGAACCACUUGACUGAACCAGAAACGACUGACUGAAAGAAAACGUGAAAAGAACUAAAUUAAAUCUCCCCACUGAACCAUCGAACCAUCAACUGAAGCUCCGAAAACACAAGUGAACCCUCGACUGAAGCCUUGACUGAAGAUUCACACUGCUGAUUCACCUGCUAUGGGUCUCCUGCUUCUGCUGCUCCCCCCGCUGACUCCCCGCAGCUAAUACCAUGGUGCGGUGGGCGGCUGUGGUGGUGGCGUGGGCGUGCCUGGGGGCGGAGGGCGUGCUGGGGGCGUGCACCGUGGCAGAGUUCCCGUGCAAGAACCGCCAGUGUGUUCGUCUUGACCGGUACUGUGACGGGCACCCGGACUGUGACGAUGGCAGCGACGAGCCCCCAAGCUGCACCCCCUGCAACAGGACCUACUACGGCAGGAUGGGCUCCACCUACACGCUGCAGGUGCAUCGGCCGCACGAGACGAGCCUCCCGCACUUCUGCCAACUCACCUUCAUCGCUUCCAGGGACCUUUACGGCGACCUGGUGCAGCUCAGCAUCGAGAAAUUCAGCGUUGGAAGGUUCAUGUCCCACACCAAGGAGGGCUGCCCGGACGGCCACAUGCAGAUCGAGGAGCUGAGUCGGCCCCAGAACAGCGGCUUCUGGUGCGGCACGUCCUGGGGCCACAACGUCUACUACUCGGAGACCACGGCCGUCACGCUCAUGCUGAGGGUCUUCAACCUGACCUCGCUGCCGCAGGACCGUCAGAACCCCGCUACCUUCCAGCCGCAAGACACGGUCAUGCUGCGCCUCUCCUACCGGUUCUUGCGGAAGGAGCGAGCGGUGCUGCGCUACGGCCCGCCCUACAAGACCAGCUACCGCGGCGAGGACCUCUCCAACUCCUUCUGUGACAAGUACUUCGAGAACUGUGACAAGCGGAACUGCAAGAUCCAGUCACCCAACUUCCCCGGCAUGUACCCGCGCAACCUGACCUGCUUCUACCGCGUGCGCCAGACCCACGUGCCGGAGGGCAAGGUGGCGCUGGUGUCGGUGCUACAGCGCAACCCGCACCUCAUCUACAUCAAGGACCGCAACGCGCCGCACCUGUCCCGCGAGCAGCGCCUGGAGGUGGGCGCCACCUGCCACGAGAUCCACGACUACCUGGUGGUCUACGACGGCGACACGACGCGCGCGCCGGUGCUGGCCAAGGUCUGCAAGGGCGGCACGCAGCUGUCCCGCGUCACGGCCAGCGGCUCCGAGAUGCUGCUGCUCUUCCGCGUCUCGCCCUUCGACUUUCCCUUCCAGGACUCGCCGCGCCGCCACAUCUUCGGCUUCGAACUGGACGUGGAGGUGGAAUUCGUGGAGAAGGAGAGCACGGCGUACGUGCGGCGAGGCGGCGAGUGUGAGUACGAGAAGAAGAGCAGCGGGCAGCGCAGCGGGUACGUGCAGGCGGCGGCCCACUCGCUGCUGGCCAACACGACGUGCACGUGGCGCCUGCGCGCGGGGCCCAGCGAGGUGGUGUGGCUCUACUUCCUUCACUUCCGCCACGUGCAACACCCGGAGAUGCCGCGCCCCGCCCAGUGCCCCAACACCCUCACCAUCUACAGCGGCACCGGCCCCCCCGCCACCACCCUCAACGGCGCCCCCGCCAACGACUCGCUGCUGCUCGGGCAGUUCUGCAAACCCGACAAGCUGCCGCGCGUGUGUGGCGGCGUUCAUGCGCCAGGGCCCUACUCGGCGCCGUGCGCGCCCCACGACAGUUACGUGUCCACGCUGCCCGCCAUGACGCUAACGCUGCGCUACGCCGCGGGCACCACGCCCUCGCACGUGGAGUUCCUGGCGCGCUACGAGUUCGUGGACACACGGCAGUGGGGAGACCCGGCCCCGGGGGGCGGCCCCUGCGACAGGGUGUUCAACGUGCGGCCUGACCGGCUGUUCGCCUCGCCCAGGGAUGUGUUUCUCUUCGGCCGUGGCGGCUCGCGGCGGUUGCGCUGCGUCUACACCUUCGAGGUGGGGCCGCGGCAACGCGUGUCGCUGCGGCUACUGCGGGCCAGGAUGGGCCCCUCCUGCAGCACGAUGUACCGCAACGCCUCGCGCCGCCACGAGUGUUCCCACGGCGGCGCCGCGGGCCAGCCGUCCAUCACGCUGGAGGAGGAGCCGUGGCCCGGCGUGCCCCUGCAGCGGGCCUGCCUCUGCAACGUGUCCCACGGGCGGCCCUUCAGCCUGGUGUCCUACACGGGCCGCCUCAAGCUCACCUUCUCCGUGCCGGACAUGACGCCGGCGCAGGACUACAACCACUUCUACUUCGAGGGCGAGUACUCGGUGGUGGCCGAGCCGCCCGAGGUGACGCGCAGCUGCAACCAGUCCGCGCGCCUCCUGCACGGCGCCUUCGGGAACUUCACGGUGGGCGCGGGGCGCGGCGACCUGUGCGCCAGCCUCCCGCGCCUCAUCCGCGCCGCCGACGCCUCCUUCCUGUUCAUGCGCGUGCGUGGCUUCGAGGCCUCGCUGGACAACUGCCGCGUGGCCUCGCGCAUCAACGUUUUCGCGGCGGGCGGCGUGACGCCCCUGGCCUCGGUGUGCCCCGAGCGGCGGGAUGUCUUCACCAACAUCUUCAGCAGCGGCUGGGACCACUUCGACUUCCGCUUCCAGGACCAAGACUUGUUCUGGGGGAACCUGACGCUGGGCGCCGCCGCCACCACCACCGCCACCACCGCCGUUUUAACCACCACCGGUGACGAGUUCGGCUCCACCGGCACUGGCCUCACCACCCCCACGACCUCCACCACCACCACUGCCACCACAACAACGACAACGCCCACCACCACCUCCACCUCCACCACCACUUUUUCCUCCCUGCCUGGCCUCGCCGCCUCCCCCACUCCCACCACCACCACCGAGACACCUUUACGUCUCCAGUCACGUGACCUUCUAGUGGAAUACGUCGGGAACUACUCCGGCAGCUUCCUGGUGACGUGGGUGUCGCUGUGGCGGCCGCUGCGCGCCGAGGCGCUGGUGUCCGUGGCUGCGGACCCUUGUCCGCACGGCUGCUACGACAUUGGGGCGUGUCUGCCCCAGGAGCUGUGGUGCGACGGCAUCCCUCACUGCCCCACGGGCCAGGACGAGGGCGCCACGGCGUGCGGACUGCUGACGGCGCUGCCCUGGGUGUAUAUGGCCGCGUUGAGCGUGCUGCUGCUGUCAAUGGUGGCGCUCUUCGUGGCCGUGGUGGCACACAAGCGGCAAGUGUACAUGCAGAAGGCCGUGGCGGAGGCGGCGGCGGCGGCCAUCAACAACGGCACCAGCCUGAAGGGCGGCACGGACCUGCUGCUGCCGCCCGCCGACACCUGGUGACAUCGCGCCCCCGUCGGCGACGACCUGGUGUGUGUCGACUACGAGACCACCGUGUGAGUCGCCGAGGGGGACCAGCGAUGCCGCCACCACUACCACUGCUCCGCUCUGCUCCGUGUGUGUGUGUGUGUGUGUGUGUGUUAACUAUACCAAUAUUAUGUGAAACGACCUUCUGUCUGCCGCGCGGACUUCUACUCCACGACGUUGCUUGUGUGUGUGUGUGUGUGUGUGUGUGUGUGUGUGUGUGUGUGUGUGUGUAUACAUGCACUGCCGAUACCAUGUUGCUUUAGGUCAUGUGUGUCUGUCUGUCCGUCAGUCAGUCGGUUCGUUCGUCUGUGUGUUGAUGUGAAUAUGUACAAAGUUGUUAUAGAUGUGUAAAAUAUUUAGGUGCUGCCGGGGGCGGGGCGGGACGGGGCGGGGCGGGGGAGGAGGAGUGAGUGCCAUGUCAAACCACCCCAUCCACCUCCUCCACCCCACCCCUUCCCCACCCCUCCCCGCCGCCUCUCCCCAAAACCCAUUAGUAGACGGUAAAUACAGACCAUUCCCCCUUCCCCUCCCCCCUUCCUACCCCCCUCCCCCCCUUUACCGUCAUCCCCAGGCCCCCCAGAUGGAUAUAGAUCAAGUAUUAUUAAUAUUACUUCCGGUGAUAUUACACUGUUCAAGUUUUAGAUGAUGAUGAUUAUAAUGAAGCGUGUGUGUGUGUGUGUGUGUGUGUGUGUGUGUGUGUGUGUGUGUGUGUGUACGUUUUUCUUCCCUCCUUUGGGAUAUUUGUACAUUUUAUAUUUGAUAAUAAAACUGACAAAAGAG
Eriocheir sinensis (Chinese mitten crab) is the source of this 4959-nucleotide messenger RNA. RefSeq lists its product as uncharacterized. Gene Ontology annotation, cellular component: plasma membrane. Gene Ontology annotation, molecular function: protein binding. The transcript has 5 exons. Lineage: Eukaryota; Metazoa; Arthropoda; Malacostraca; Decapoda; Varunidae. Bases 1045 to 4155 code for a protein of 1036 amino acids. The record is from RefSeq and is a predicted model, not a curated record.